AUGAUUCUGAAUUUGCCUUUUAACAUCGGAAUAGUGGCUUCAAAUCCCGCCAAAGCUGGCUUAGGCCAAACAACACUGCCCCUCAUCCCUGACGACCUGAAAUCCGCGUCGCACCAUAAUCUUGCGUCCCCGUCCGACCGGCGUGGUACUCGCACCGCCCAGUCCACCCCGAUGCACAGCCGCGAAUCCUCCGCCGCCCGAGGAAGAGCUAUUGACCCUUCUACACUCGCCCCCAUCCAGCCUAGGCGCGGUCAUUCCGGUUCUAAGAGCCCCGAUGUACCCGGCAGCCGACCAGGGUAUGAAGGAGGCUUAGAACGAAAACCCUCCAAUUCCUACGGGCAUCACCGGCAGACCUCCAUCGUCCACGGCGUUCAGCAUUCUCGGAAUACCAGCAUGGCUGGGUCGACUGCUUCAACAAGUCCUCUGAGCCCGGAGCUCAUCGCGUCUCUCGGACGCGGGGCAUUUGAUGAGGCUACCCUGCCGGCGAAAUUCGACCCUCUCGAUACACAUUCAGGCUAUUCAACACCCUCGGGGACAUCCGCAGCAUCCGCAGGCCAUGGGUUACCACCAACCCUCAGCCCGAUAAAGGACGCCGAUAGGGACAUCAUGGAUACGAGUCCCGCAGCUUUGCUUCACAAGCGAAUGAAUUCGGGAGGAAAAACAAGGAGGGAGAGAUCACACAGCCGCUCGCAGUCGAAACACUCGGAAUCCAAGACAGUGGGGGAAUAUGCGUUGCACCACCUGUUCAACUCCUUUGUGGGACAGGCGGAUAGCAAAAUAAACCAGGCUAUAAUGAAGCUGGGAGAAUCCCAAGCUCCCGUGGAAGAGGUGUGCGGCCCUGGAGCGGACCCAACGUUCGAUCAAUUGAUCUCAGCCCUCGGACAUAUCGCUCGACAAAAGCCCAAGCCGUUGAUCGACACUAUCAUGUUUUGGCGUAAGGCCAAAGGAGAUGCGGCUAUCACGGCAAGGCAGAUGACGAACGACCAAAAACCCUCGCCCGCCACAGAGAACGGUCCCUUGCUGCGUCGUAAUACCGAGCCCACCCAGCUCAUGGACCCUACCGCCACCGCAGAACGAUCGCAACCCUCGGCGCCCUAUGUCAGUCGUCCCGACGAUGUCGCUCUGGUCGAGCGACGGGCGACGGUUUCGGUCUAUUUAGUUUGUAGAGUUUUGAUUGAGAUCUUCAACCAGAGUAGCUUGGCCUCAAUAACCCUCGACAUGGCAGAUCGCCUGGAAGAUAUCGUUUUCGGCCAAGUGAAGACCUCGGACCCUGACCAGAUCUCGGCAUCUCCAUUACGAAUGGCGAACUGGAGAAUCUAUGGCCAGUUGUUAGGUAUCAUGAGCGAGUCCAACUUCUCCAAUGUCUCGGGGCGUUUCCUGGCGGAGCUUGACCGUUACCAGAAGGAGGAAGCAGCCCGGGGCCCCUCCCGUGAUGGAGAUUCCAAGGCUGAGUUACUAAUUCUCUGUAUGAGAUAUCUUCGCUUGCCCAUGUCACCCGAAGGAUGGCUCAAAUCGUGUGACUUCAUGCGGUCUCUGGCCCGCUUGUUUGUCAAUGCUCAUGGGCAGCGAAUCAAACAGGCGUACUGCUACGUGAUCGAGAAACUUCUCCUUCCUGUUGCGGCCAAUCCGAGUUGUGAUCUUUCACUGCCUCGCUGGAAGGAGUUCGUUGACUUGGUCCAGCCGCGCCUAGCCCAACUCCUUACCAAGCCACGCCACUGGGCCUCCUCAUUCUCGCUGAACGUUCUGCUGCUCUGCAUUUCGAACAAAGAGACCUUCUCCUCUCAAUGGCUGCCGAUGAUAUCUAGCUUACCUGCUCGGUUGAAGGACCGUCCAACUCGCGCACCGGCGCUUCACGCCAUCUGCCGACUGGUUUGGACAUACUUCUUCCGUUUCUCUGAUUCUCCUACAACCACACUUCGCAAGGUCGAAGAAGUGGCAAAAAUCGCCCUCCCAACCGGCCGGAGAACGUAUCUUAGUGCAGAGCCGGUCUUUGCCGAUCCCUUGAUACAGCUGAUUCAAAUCAUUGGCUUCAAGCAUCCGGAUGUUUGUUUCCGCAAUAUUAUUUUCCCUCUGAUAAACUCCGAUCUUUUCUUGUCGGGCAAGGAGUUGAGGAUAGAGCAGAUGGAACCGGAAAAGAUGGUCAUCGGAAUUCGUGCUUUCCUAGCUACCAUGUCUGAUUUGGAAACGAGUGACCAGCUGUGUCCUCCGAUUCCUACUGGCUCGCUACCUAACCCCUUUACAGAGGCCUCGACACCUCUAUAUUUCCAUCGUCCUCAGUUACUCAAGGAGCAUACCGUGGUAAAUACCACCGAAAAGCAAGACCCAACCUCGUGGCAACCAGUCAACACAGCAAGACUGAGUGAAAACGUGAAAGAAUAUUACUUCCGCUUCUGUGAAGUUCUGGGCAAGAUCACUUUGCUUUGCGAUAAUACAUUUGGCGGCCAAGCAGUUCUGGACGAGAAGUUCAGUGGAACUACCCCCAAAACGCCAAUCUCGGAAGCUUUCAGCUUCGGCCGCCGUGAUGACCAUGUUACCACUCUGGACCAGAAGCAAGGGUUCUACGACCUCCUCCAUGUGGCAGUUCAGGCCCUCCCCCGCUGUCUCUCCGAUCACAUCCCAUUUAACUCACUCAUCAACCUACUCUGCACAGGGACUGCACACGUUCAGUCCAACAUCGCCACUUCUUCGGCUCAGUCCUUGAAGGCCAUCGCACGGCAGUUGCAUGCCCAACAAGUUACAAUAGGAUUUGCCAGGUUUAUAUUCAACUUUGAUGAGCGUUAUUCUACCAUGUCAGAUGAGGGGAUGCUAGGCCCAGGACAUAUCGAGUCUACUCUGAGGCUCUAUGUUGAGCUCCUGCAGAUCUGGAUCAACGAGAUCAAACAGAAAACGAAAGGCGCAGCAGCAAUGGAUCAGCUAGAACGGUCUAUAUCGGGCAGCCGCGCACUACACCUUGAUCUAUCAAGCGUGCUUGCGCACGUGGAAGAGAUUGAGUCACACGGUCUCUUCUUUUUGUGUUCGCAAUCAAGACGGGUUCGAGCAUUUGCCAUCACGGUCCUUCGUCUGAUCACCGAAUUCGACAGCGCUCUUGGAAAAGAGAACACCCGCAUCAUUCGUAUUCUUGAGGCUGAUUCCCAGCAAAUCCUAGAUGUCAACGAUGAAAAUCUAACGGUUGCCGAGCGAAGCCGGAUCCAAAAAGGGAAACGACGGAGCGCUUCGCAAAAUACACUCAUCGAGCUGUGUAGCAGUGAAGUGUCUUACGACUCAACAUUGUGGGCCAAGGUCUUCCCCAACAUCAUUCGUGUCAGCUUCGAGACUUGUCCCUUUGCCGUAACACUGGGAAGGGAGAUUGUAUGCGCACGACUUGUUCAGAUGCACAAACUCAUUACGCAUUUGGCCGAAAGCAUACGCUUUCCCCAAUAUGGCUCAAUGGAUGCCUACCAGCCUCGUCCUGUUGGCAGAAGCAACGUAACAUCUGAGAUCCUGGUCGAGCAAUGGAAGCUUUACUUGGUCAUGGCAUGUACCACAGUCACCAACGUCGGGGCGCAGUCUCAAAGCCAACUGGCGAAUGCUCAACACGCACGCAAAGCCUCAAAAGGGGCUCACCAGUCUCAAGAUAAAAUUAGCUCUGCUCGGAGCUUGUUUGCAUUUGUCAUUCCGCUGCUUUCUGCUGAGCGAGACUCCAUCCGCAGCGCCAUUGUGGUGGCUUUAGGAUCCAUCCAUAAAAAUCUCUAUCGCACACUUCUUGAGUCGUUGCAGUAUGCUGUCACGACCUGCAACGAAGAAGCAAAGAUGCGAAUCGGCAACCACUUCCGGAGUCCCAGCAGUCCUCGUCGAAACAGAAAGACGGACCGCCUACGUACCGAAGUCACCAACGUUUACAAACUUACGUCCCACUUCCUUCAAGAGCCAGAGGUUUACAACGACGACUGGAUCGUCAAUAACCUUGCCACUUACGCAAAGGAUAUUCGGAUCUUUUUGAGUGACGCCGAGGUUCAAAAUGACUGGGAAUUCCAGCGCCUGCGCUUCCAUUAUUGUGGACUUAUGGAGGAACUAUUUGAAGGCAUCAAUCGCGCCAAAGAUCCUUCUCGCUGGAUGCCUUUCGAGUCUCGAAAAUCCGCAUUUUCUCUUAUGGAAGACUGGUGCGGCUACUCACCUAAUCAAGCCCAGAUAUCAGAGAGAGAAGAAAACAUGCGGAAAUUCGCUAUGGCACAGCCGCACGAGACUGGCGAGAUGAGAAACACUGCUGCUGCUAUGGAAAUCGAGAAGAAGAACCUCCGGGCGGCAGCUUUGAGUGCAAUGGCUUCCCUUUGUGCUGGCCCCAUCAGUAUUACCACCGAGAGUGGCUCUGUUCUCCAAUUCGACGUCAGUCGCAUGCUCUCAUGGCUUGAGAUCAUUUUCAACUCCGUCACUGACAAAUGGCACGCUAUUGGUCGCCGUGCACUCAAGAAUCUUAUCGUACACAACCAGGAGCACUCAUAUCUGAUGGAGCGAUCUAUUGAAAUGUGCUAUGUAACGGAGCAACCAAAGACCAUCGAGAGCUACAUUGAAGUGGUUAGCCAGGUUCUUUUCGAGUACCCAAGUUACCCUCUCAGAUUCUGGAGAAUUCUGGGAGCCGUUUUGGUGACUUUGGGCAAUGAAAAACGUGAAAUUCGAAUGAAGUCCGCUAAACUUCUGCGGAAGCUCGAAGAGCGACAGCAAAAGAACUCCCGACUCCAGGACUUUGAUAUCAGUAUCUCAGACAAGACCACCGCGGUGUACAAACUUGCCCAAUUCGAGAUUUCGAAAAGACUAGCAAGCCAGCACUCCGACCUGGCUUUCACCAUCUUCUCUGAAUUCUCUUUGCAUUUCCGCAAUCUAAAACCCGAUAGCCAGCGUAACAUGGUUGCCGCUAUCUUGCCGUGGGUUCAGACGAUGGAGCUCCAGGUUGAUCCUAAUGGCGGCCCCACAGCCAAGUCAUACAUGUUGCUGGCUAACUUGUUCGAAAUUACCAUUCGCUGCAGCACAAUUUUGCCAAAUCAGGUACAAGCAUUGUGGCAGGCCUUGGCGACAGGCCCCCAUGGGGGCAAUGUGCAGUUAGUCCUUGAUUUUAUUAUCAGCAUAUGCCUGGAGCGCAAAGAGCAGAAUUUUGUGGAAUACGCUAAACAGAUGGUCGUUUUCCUUUCUGGUACGCCGGCUGGAUCAAAGGUCAUCGAGUUCUUCAUGUUGCAAGUUGUGCCGAAGAACAUGGUGCAAGAGCGGAAAGACUUGACUCCACCUCCUUCAGAUAUUACCAGUCUACCUUACGUCGCAGACCUUGGGACGGUGCUACCAGUCGGAAACAAGCAAGCAGGUCUUUCUCUUGGACAGGUGGCUCUAAUAUUCCUUGUUGAUCUCAUGGUUACCCCGGUCACCCUGGCCCUCGAGGAUGUUGUCAAGCUCAUUCAUAUUGUACUCAUCCUGUGGGAUCAUUACACGGUCACUGUGCAGGAGCAAGCCCGUGAGAUGCUGGUACAUCUCAUUCACGAGCUCAUAGCGGCCAAACUUGCAGAUGAUGCCCCAGCUGGCGCCCGGCAAUCUGUGGAGGACUUCGUGGAGUCAAUUCGUAAGAGUGACCCUGCUGUUGUCUGGGAGUAUGAAGAAAACCAUGGCAAAGAUGAAGAGUCUGACGAUCGUCGGGUGCCUGCUUCUAUGGCAUUCGUCACCCGUGAUGUUGUCAGAUUUUUCAGCUUUGCCUACGAAGGCGUUGGUGAUUUGUGGGCCAAGGAAGCCUUGAACUGGGCCACCUCGUGCCCAGUGCGACACCUGGCAUGCCGGUCCUUCCAAAUCUUCCGUUGUAUCUCAACGUCGUUGGAUUCGCGAAUGCUCGCGGACAUGCUUGCCCGUCUCUCAAACACCAUUGCAGAUGAGGAGACAGACUACCAAACCUUCUCAAUGGAGAUUCUCACAACCUUGAAGAUUAUCAUCAGCUCACUAGCUCCCUCUGACCUUCUGGACUAUCCUCAAUUGUUCUGGACAACUUGCGCUUGUUUGAACACAAUCCACGAGACAGAGUUCACUGAAAGUAUCGGCAUGCUUGAGAAAUUCCUCAGCCGUGUCGACCUCAGCGAUCCAGUCGUAGUGGCCAAGCUUAUUGAGGGCCAGCCACCUAAAUGGGAAGGUGGAUUUGAUGGUCUACAGGACCUGGUUUUCAAGGGAAUGAAAUCAUCGGAGUCUUUUGAUCGCACACUCGAUCUCCUGCAUCUCCUAAGUGGUCUGCCUAACAAUAACCUCAUUGGAGAUGGAACCCGCCAGCUCUUCACAGUGCUGGCAAAUUUGCCGCAUUUCCUUCAAAGUUUUGAACAAAACUUCAGUGAUUCCAAACCCAUCGCCCGUGCCGGUCUACUCGCUCGGGUUGCCGAGAGCGAGCGAUGCCCCAGGCUGGCAGCUUCGCUGUUCGGAUUUGCGAAUCAGCAGUAUAAGACCGCUGGCGUCUUUCUUGAUCAUAUAAUCACUGAGAUAAAGUUAUACUAUUUCCCUCGCCUUGAUUUCCAGUGUUUGAUCUUCCUCAUGGGCCUUUUGACAAAUACCACGGAUUGGUUCCGGAUCAGAGUGAUGCGGAUUCUCUGUGUGCUGAUUCCUGAAGUGGAUAUGAGACGCAACGAAGUGACCUGCCACGGUCCUGACUUGAUCUCUCCUCUACUCCGGCUUCUGCAGACUGACCUCUGUCCCCAGGCCCUUGAGGUUCUAGACCACAUCAUCACCGUGUCUGGAAACCCAAUGGAGCGCCAUCAUCUUCGUAUGAGUAUGGCAUCAUCAGCCUCCUCUCGCGCAAUUCGCAAAGAGUAUGAAAGGAUCCAGAGUCUAUACGGGAUUCCCGAGCCCACGGGCUGGUCGGUUCCCAUGCCUGCGACACAGUCAAGCAUGACCAGGCACAACGUUCAUGCUGUGUUCUAUACCUGUGUAGAGGCCGAAGACAUGCAAGACGAGGAUGUGAUGACUCCAGGUGUUGCAUUCCACGCAGAUGAGUAUAACAGCAGCGAUUCAUUCUUCCCCAUGAGAGCCGAUACCAUGAAGUCGAUUGAUACGCAAACCGAUGGAAACAUGGGAGAUCUUGUGCAGAAGCUGGAUAGCUUAGAUGACUUCUUUGAGGAGACCGAUCCCACAACUCCAGUUCUAAACCCUGUUGCCCCUCCUAUGUUGCGAGGGUUCACAGGCAGCUACGUGGUAGAUACAAACGCCCAUCUCUACGACCAACAGACUGCGCCAAUCUUGAGGAAGUCUCUUGCUCGCACGGGAUCUACAUCGUCUUUCCACAACGGUCUCGCCGAGUCUCGUGCGCCAAACUUCCGCUUCGAUGGUCCCGCUCCAUACUCUCCGAUCAGUGCAGUGCCCCAAAACCCUGCACAACUGUUACGCCCGACCUCCCAUACCCGAUCCGUCACUUCCCCUGCCAACAACCUUUACCUUCACACUGCGUCCGGUGCACCUCAUGCCACCCAAGCCCUUGGACUGAGCGACUCUGCCUUCCUGUCCGACGAAGAGCCGGAUGAGGUGCAUUCAGAUCUAGAAGAACGCCCGGUGAAUAAACGAUUGCAUCCACUUCCCGUCCCCAUGGUCCGCAGCGCAACUGACGGGUCACAUUCUCUGGAGUCGAUGAUUCGCAGCGGUAUGCGGAGGCUGACUGGUGGCGCUGCCAAUAGAGAGAAGGAGCGGCAGCGUGAUCACCUCCGUGCGCAGCAUCGCGCCGUUGUUCAAACAGCCAACUCACCUCGUGUGCCCAAGGUGCCCGAGGAGUAUCUUUCGACACCAACCAGCCAUCCGGCAUCACCUCGCAUUGGCGUUCUACUCGUAUGUCCGCAUUCAGCAGCUCAACUUGAUUGCUACGCUAUGAGUCUUCGAACAGCAUUGGCUCUCCCACGGAGGGCGAAUGCCCUCCAUGCUUCUGCAGUGGAUCUCCGACGCUGGCCGUCCAGCUCGGCCCGAGCUUUCUCCACGACCAGGCAUCGUGAUGCGACGUGGGGCUUUGUUGGGCUAGGCCAAAUGGGGUACAAUAUGGCUAAAAACCUCCGCGCCAAGAUCCCCGCAGAAGAUACCUUAAUUGUGCGUGACAUCAACGAAGAUGCGAUGAAACGGUUUGCCACUGAAGCCCAAGAGGCUGCACGCAGCAAUGGCGCCAGCGCCAGUGAAGGGCAGGUCGAACUUGCCGAAAAUGCGCGCGAGGUCGCAGAGAAAUCGACAGUAAUGGUCACCAGCCUUCCAGAAUCUCAGCACGUCAUCGAAGUUUACCACUCGAUCUUGAAACAUGGAACACUUCCACCUCUCGACCAGGAACGCCUCUUCAUCGAUACAUCUACUAUUGAUCCGGUCACUUCCAAGGACAUUGCCAAUGCUAUCCACACCACCCAGACCGGCCGGUUCGUUGACGCCCCUGUAUCAGGUGGUGUGGUUGGCGCCCGAGCCGGAACUUUGUCCUUCAUGUUCGGCGCCUCUUCGCAAUCGAAGGAAUUGCUCGAGCGUGUCCGUGGCGUCCUGGCAUUGAUGGGCAAGAAAGCCUGGCAUCUUGGAGAGCCCGGUGCUGGAGUAUCUGGCAAGCUAGCCAAUAAUUACAUAUUGGCCCUAAACAACAUCGCCACUGCUGAGGCUAUGAAUCUCGGUGUUCGCUGGGGUCUCGAGCCCAAAGCCUUGGCUGAAAUGAUCAAUUCGUCGACCGGCCGAUGCUGGCCUUCCGAGGUCAACAAUCCUGUCCCCGGUGUUGUCGAGACGGCCCCGGCGUCGCGUGGAUAUGAAGGCGGUUUCGGAGUGAGCCUAAUGCACAAGGAUCUCCGAUUAGCUCUUGCGGCUGCGAAGGAGUCUGGUACUCCUCUCGCCCUAGGAGCCCAGGCCCGCGAGGUUUACAAGGAUGUUGAGGAGAAACACCGUGGAAAAGAUUUCUCGGUGGUCUAUAAGUGGCUGCAGGAACAGUCUGAAUAA
Messenger RNA from Penicillium salamii, 8928 nucleotides. The record is from the annotation of a GenBank genome assembly. NCBI's taxonomy places the organism in Eukaryota, Fungi, Ascomycota, Eurotiomycetes, Eurotiales, Aspergillaceae.